AUGGAGCACUCUAGCGCAGGAGACAACUCUGAACCGGCCAACACCACACCCAACACCUCUCCUCCAGGUCCCCCUACUGAAGUUCCGCAUGCUGCAGAUCCGCCAGAAACACAAGAGUCUCAGAUCCCUGCUCAGGCUCCCGCCAACACUCAACCCUCUACCGCAACCACCGUCACUCCAGCUGACUGGUGGGUCUACCAGAUCCCUGGUGUGGUGUGCUGGGUGGUUGUUCAUUUGUUCCUCCCCUCCGAGGCCCACGCUUACUCCCCGCCCGUCGCCUUCGCUCCAUCCCCUCCAUCGCCCACGCCCACUCCCUCGCGUCGUCUUCGCUCAUUCCCCUCCGUCGCCCAUGCUCACUCCCUCCCGUCGCGUUCGCUCACUCUCCUUCCGCCCUCCACGCGCACUCCCUCCCGUCGCGUUCGCUCACUCCCCUUCCGCCACCAACGCGCACUCCCUCCCGCCGCGUUCGCUCACUCCCCUCCAGUCGCGACGGUCCCACGCUCUCUCCUCUCCGUCGCGCACGCUCACUCCCCUUCCGUCGCCCACGCUCAAUCCCUCCCGUCGCCCACGCUCACUCCCUCCCAUCGCCUUCGUCCAAUCCUUCUCGUCGCCCACGCUCACUCCCUUCCCAUCGCCCACACUCACUCCCUUCCCAUCGCCCACGCUCACUCCCUUACCGUCGCCCACGCUCACUCCCUUCCCAUCGUCUUCGCGCAAUCCUUCCGUCGCCCACGCUCACUCCCUCCCGCCGCGUUCGCUCACUCCCCUCCCGUCGCGACGGUCCCUUCCGUCGCCCAGGCUCACUCCUUUCCCAUCGCCUCUGGUCAAUCCUCCCGUCGCCCACGCUCACUCCUUUCCCAUCGCCUUCGCGCAAUCCUUGCGUCGCACACGGCCAAUUCCCUCCCGUCGCACACUGCCGCCCGCGCUCGCCUUUUUCAUCUCCUCCCAUUCUCCCAAAUCAUCUCCGCGCGUCCGCCCUUUUCGUAUCCUCACCCCAUCUCCUCCUCUCCCCGUCCCCUCCUCACUCCAUCUCCUCCGCUCCCCGUCCCCUCCUCACUCCAUCCCUCAUCUCCCCAUCCCUCACCUCCCCAUCCCUCACCUCCCCCUCCCCCACCUCCCCAUCCCUCACCUCCCCAUCCCUCACCUCCCCAUCCCUUUCCUCCCCAUCUCUCCUCUCCCCAUCCCUCCUCUUACCAUCCCUCUUCUCCCUAUCUCUCCACUCCCCAUCCCUCCUCUCCCCAUCCCUCCUCUUACCAUCCCUCCUCUCCCCAUCCCUCCUCUUACCAUCCCUCCUUUCCCCAUCCGAACCUCUCCCCAUCCGGUCCUCUCCCCAUCCGUCCUUCCCCCAUCCCUCCUCUUACCAUCCCUCCUCUCCCCAUCCCUCCUCUCCCCAUCCCUCCUCUUACCAUCCCUCCUUUCCCCAUCCGAACCUCUCCCCAUCCGAUCCUCUCCCCAUCCGUCCUUCCCCCAUCCCUCCUCUUACCAUCCUUCCUCUCCCCAUCCCUCCUCUUACCAUCCCUCCUUCCCCCAUCCGAUCCCCUCCCCAUCCGUCCUUCCCCCAUCCGAUCCCCUCCCCAUCCGUCCUUCCCCCAUCCGAUCCUCUCCCCAUCCGUCCUUCCCCCAUCCGAUCCCCUCCCCAUCCGUCCUUCCCCCAUCCGAUUCCCUCCCCAUCCGUCCUUCCCCCAUCCGAUCCCCUCCCCCUCUCCUCCAGCUCUGUGGGCAGAUGGUGGCGGGCAGAGUCGCCCAGCAGAGGCCUACGUGGUGCUGCGGGGGUCCCUUUCCCCCGUCCUUCCAACCUCUCUUCUUCCCUUCAUCACUCCCUCUCUUCCUGCAUUCCUCCCUUCCGCCCUCCCUCACAUCCUUCGUUUUCUGGAUGAACUCCCAUCCUUUUUUCGUCCUUGCAUCCAUUCCUCUGUUCUUCCCUUCGUCCAUCCUUCCCUUCCUCUGUUCCUCCCUUCAUCCAUCCAUCCUUCCAUCCGUCCCUCCCGUCGUCUGUUCCUCCCUUCCUCCCUACAUCCCUUCCUGUUUGCUCCGCGCUUCACCUCCCCCUCUCCUCCCUCUCCCUCCGUUCCCCAUCCUUCCAUUCCCCAUGCCUACUUCCGUCCAGAGUUUCCCUCAGUGGGAGGCUCCUUCUCAGCCACAUGGCAGCUGAGGCAGACGUGGUGCUGCUGGAGUCCCUUCCACCCGUCCUCCCAACCUCUCCUCCUCCCUUCAUCACUUCCUUCCUGCAUUCCUCCCUUCUGCCAUCCCUCACGUUCUUCAUUUUCUGAUGUUUUUUUUUCUCCCAUCCUUUUUUCCUCCCUGCAUCCCUUCAUCUGUUCCUCCCUCCCUUCAUCCAUCCAUCCUUCCCUUCCUGUGUUCCUCUCUUCCUCCCUACGUCCCUUCCUCCGCAUCACCCUCCCUCUGUCCCUCCCUUCCCCUGGUCGUCCUUCUGUUUGUCUCCUACCGUAA
This is a messenger RNA of Closterium sp. Naga37s-1, 2451 nucleotides long. The record is from the annotation of a GenBank genome assembly. NCBI's taxonomy places the organism in Eukaryota, Viridiplantae, Streptophyta, Zygnematophyceae, Desmidiales, Closteriaceae.